Molecule: messenger RNA, 1524 nt
Organism: Fraxinus pennsylvanica
Lineage: Eukaryota; Viridiplantae; Streptophyta; Magnoliopsida; Lamiales; Oleaceae
Source: the annotation of a GenBank genome assembly
AUGGGGAAGGCAGAGGAUGAGCAGCCUUUGCCUAGUACAACUCUUGAUACUCAGAGUGCAACUCCGAGUGCAGGGAACAGUAAUGGGUGCUGCUUGGGUUGCAGUAGACUACUUAGAAAGGUUGUGACUCUCAGAUGUAUAUUUGUUUUGGUGCUCGGUGUUGCAGUACUUCUAUCUGCUGUUUUCUGGCUUCCAUUCUUCCAUUUUGGGGGUCGAAAGGAUCUGGAUCUGGAUUAUCCAGGUCGUGAUAUAGUGGCAAGUUUUAUGAUUAAGAAGCCAGCUUCUUUUCUCGACAACUAUGUCGUACAACUCGAGAAUGAUAUUUUUGAAGAAAUAAGUUUCCCCACAACAAAAGUGGAAAUAGUAACUUUCACACCAGCUGGAUCAAACACAACAAAUGUAGUGUUUGCAGUUGAAUCUGAUGUAACAACCCGCAGUUUAAUAAGAUCUUCUUUUGUCUCCUUGGUUACUCAUGUAUCAUACCUGCAUUUGACUCCAUACUUGUUUGGGGAUCCUUUUUCUUUUGAGGUGCUCAAAUUUAAAGGAGGGAUUACUGCUAGUCCUGAUCAGAAGGCAUUCCUUAUGCAGAAAGUUCAGAUCCGUUUCAACUUUACUCUGAACUUUUCCAUCGAUGAAUUGCUGAAUAAUUUCGAUGAACUUACCAGCCAACUGAAGUCAGGCUUACAUCUUGCUUCUUAUGAGAACUUGUACCUUAGCCUGACAAAUCUGAAAGGUUCAACAAUGACUCCGCCCACUACAGUUGAGACGCAAGUUCUUUUGGCAGUGGGAAUUAAUCCCUCGAAAUCCAGGUUAAAGCAGUUGGCUAAAACCAUCACCGAUCCUCAUACCAAAAAUCUUGGACUGAAUAACACUGUAUUUGGUCAGGUUAAGCAAGUUCGUCUUUCAUCUCUGUCCCUCAUCAAUGUUACCUCACCAUCACCAUCUCCGUCUCCAUCUCCAUCUCCUCUGCCACCAUCCCACCACCACCACCACCGCCGCCACCAUCACCAUCAUGAUCCUAGUCUUGCACCUGGUAUUUCACCUGCACCGUCAACAGGCAAAAAUGGACCUGUUACCGGGAAAGAAUCACCAGAUCCUGCGCCUGUGCCUGCACCUGUGCCUGCACCUGCACCAGCACCAGAACCAGGGAAGAGUCAAGUGGCGAAGCCUCCUGGUUGUCAUUUUGGUUACAAAAAUAGGUUUCCCCGGAAACCCCAUGAGCAUUCUCACAUUACACCUACAGCAUCUCCAGUUUAUGCACCACGUGUUGCUCCUUCUCAACCACCUCAGCAAUCUGAUCCGCCGAUAACUGAUGUACCUCCAGCUCCUGCUGCAAACCCAUCAUCAAAUGUUGCUUACGAUCAUGUCCACCCCCCAUCAAAGGGUGAUUAUGCAAGGCCUCCAGAUGUAUUGCCAUUAGUUUCACCUGCACUUUCUCCAUCCUCUGCAGGUACAUUUUCCUUUAGUUUAUGGGCUUUUCCGCUGUUUCUACUCUUCACACAUUUGUGGCAGUACAGAAUGUGA